Molecule: messenger RNA, 1329 nt
Organism: Malania oleifera
Lineage: Eukaryota; Viridiplantae; Streptophyta; Magnoliopsida; Santalales; Ximeniaceae
Product: CDP-diacylglycerol--inositol 3-phosphatidyltransferase 1
Exons: 12
Coding region: 279-962 (227 amino acids)
Biological process (GO): phosphatidylinositol biosynthetic process
Cellular component (GO): membrane; Golgi apparatus
Molecular function (GO): CDP-diacylglycerol-inositol 3-phosphatidyltransferase activity
Source: RefSeq, a predicted model, not a curated record
GUACAGGAAUUGUGUAUCACGCGGAUUUAUCAUGGAUACUGUCGAACGAUUGAGGCAGGGGGGACAUGUCGAUGAGUGUUUUACUUAUCUUGCGCAUCGAUUCAACAAUAGGAUAAAACCAUGAAGCUGUAAAGCAAGGUCUUGACAAUUUUGAUUGAUUGUAGCAGCAACAACAGCAGAAAGGGUAUGAAACUUGUUUUAUGGGGAAGCACUUACCGUUUCAUUUGUUACGCUGUUCCAUAUGCAGUUGAUGCAGUUUGAUUUUCACAGAGGCUAUAAUGGCUGACAAGACCAGACCCAGAAUGAGAAAACUGUCUAUAUACCUUUAUAUUCCCAAUAUUAUUGGGUACAUAAGAGUUCUCAUGAACUGUAUUGCCUUUGCCUAUUGCUUUUCCAACAAGAGGCUUUUUUCCGUUCUCUAUAUCAUGAGCUUUGCCUGUGAUGGCUUGGAUGGUUGGUUCGCCCGCAAAUUCAACCAAGUUUCAACAUUCGGAGCUGUUUUGGACAUGAUUACAGACAGAACAAGCACUGCUUGUCUACUAGUUAUCCUUUCCCAAGUAUACAGGCCAGGUUUAGUGUUCUUGUCAUUACUUGCCUUAGAUAUUGCCAGCCAUUGGCUGCAAAUGUACAGUACUUUCUUGUUAGGCAAGGCUAGUCAUAAACAUGUAAAAGACAGCACUAGUUGGCUUUUUAAGUUCUACUAUGGAAACCGGAUGUUUAUGGCUUAUUGCUGUGCUGCAUGCGAGGUCCUUUAUAUAAUUUUAUUCCUUCUUGCAGAAAAUCAAACUGAAAACUUGAUAGAUGUUCUAGUGAAUGGUAUGAAACAGAGCUUACCUCUUUCAUUUCUAAUUGCUCUUGUUCUGUUUGGAUGGGCGAUCAAGCAAACAGUUAAUGUUAUACAGAUGAAGACUGCGGCAGAUGCUUGCGUGCUUUAUGACAUCGAAAAAAGUCAAAAGCCAUGAUUCUCAUGAUCUGUUCGGAGGAUCGGGGCAGCAUCCUGCCAGUCAGAGCAUCAGUGGCCUCAUUUUCUCACUCAAGUUUUACAUCAAAGCGAGGCAGCAUUGUUCUACUCAGAUCAUCGGUUCCUUGUUUUCACUCAAUUUCAAUGCCAAGCAAAUGAAUAAGCACUAUAUUCAAUAGUAAAAAAAAAUAGCGACCCUCAGAUGAUAUGUCUCUUUCAUCUUUUUUAAUGUUUUGUUGAUGAAUCCAAAGUCAGAUAUCACAAAAUUUGCACCAUGACAAUGCUGAGAAUUUUGAAAAUUAUUAGAACUUCCACUUGUGCCUUAUGCAAUUUGCAUAUAGAAAAAAUGUGAACAUUAUUUGGUUCAA